GCGUUUUUUUAUUAGGUAGAUACGUUUGUCCCGAUUCGUUUUCCGUAGAGCUUCUGGACCGCGGAGACAUCUGGGAUAUUACAGUGUUCACGGUUCUUCAGUCGAGGCGGGCGAGAUGACGACAGCUGCCAGACCGACCUUCGAGCCGGCCAGAGGCGGCCGGGGGAAGGGGGAGGGCGAUCUGAGCGCCCUCUCCAAGCAGUACUCCAGCCGGGACCUCCCGGGGCACACAAAGAUCAAAUACCGACAGCCCACCCAGGAUGCCCCAGAGGAAAUCCGUGGGAGGGAUUUUCGCCGGGAGUUGGAGGAGAGGGAGCGUGCAGUUGUCCGUGAGAAGACCAGGGAGCGGGGGCCCCGUGAGCACACAACAUCAUCCUCCUCUUCAUCAAAGAGGCCUCGCUUGGACCAGAUUCCAGCAGCAAACCUGGAUGCAGAUGACCCUCUGACUGAUGAUGACGAGGAAGACAUUUCAGAUGAGGACAGUGAUGAUGACGACACUGCCGCUCUGCUGGCAGAACUUGAAAAAAUCAAGAAGGAACGUGCAGAGGAGCAGGAACGCAAGGAACGUGAGCAGAAGGCUGAGGAAGAGCGCAUUCGCAUGGAGAACAUCCUGAGUGGGAACCCUCUGCUCAACCUGGCUAGCCAGCAACCGAGCCAAACACAGAGCACAUUCAGCGUCAAGAGGAGGUGGGAUGAUGACGUAGUCUUCAAGAACUGUGCCAAGGGUGUGGAUGACUCGAAGAGGGAGAAGCGUUUCGUUAAUGAUACCCUGCGGUCUGAAUUCCACAAGAAAUUUAUGGAAAAAUACGUGAAAUGAGCAGCCAGGAUGCUGGCGUAAGUGUGAGGUGAUCCUGAGCUCCAGUGGCUAGCCUGCAGUUACAUGCCUGUUCCAGCGAGUCUGCUUCCCCUUUGACCGCAGUACAGCUGAACCCUGCUUCUGCUGGAUAUGUACAUACAUUCUGCAACACACUGUGUGGCUGCAGGUCACUCUUCCCCAUGCAGUACGAGUAGGUUUAUAUGACUGAAAGGGGAAGCUGUGUUGUAAACUGUUAUUUUUUUUUGGUUGAUCACAUCCAUGUUCCUGGGUUUGUAAUUCUUUUCUUUGUGUUUUUGUAUCUUAUUAAAUUUAAGUGCAUUUUUUGACCCCCUAA
Molecule: messenger RNA, 1151 nt
Organism: Brienomyrus brachyistius
Lineage: Eukaryota; Metazoa; Chordata; Actinopteri; Osteoglossiformes; Mormyridae
Gene: cwc15
Product: CWC15 spliceosome associated protein homolog
Exons: 7
Coding region: 116-817 (233 amino acids)
Biological process (GO): mRNA cis splicing, via spliceosome
Cellular component (GO): catalytic step 2 spliceosome
Molecular function (GO): RNA binding
Source: RefSeq, a predicted model, not a curated record